GUCGUUUGUUGUUUAUUUUCGAGCUGCUCUUUUUUUGUCUUGCAUUGGCUCUUUGUUUAUUUUUUGUUUGGGGCUUCAAGUCGCGUUCGAGCACCGUUUAUUUUUACUGCCUUUCCGUCGAGGGCUUGUGAUUGAAAUUCUGUCGGCAGUACCAUCGUGGGGUUCAAAGAAGUGAAAAGCAAUCGAGGAAGCAACUCUAAACAUUCACAUAAUUGGAGUUAGCGAUUCGAAACGAUUCGAAUGAGUUUGGAACGCCUUGAAAAAAACGUCAAGUGGGCCAGGCAAUUGCCAUUUGCAGCUUAGCAAUUGUGGAUCGAAUUCAACUUAAGUCAAUUGUGCCACAACCGAGCCACCUGAGUGUUUUCCCGAAGGUCGACCGCAUCUUUACAGGCUUUCUACUCUGCGUCACUGGCUCAAGAAUGUGUUAAUUCGGUGUUUCGACAACAACAACCGCGACUUCAGCCUAUACAGCGACAACAACAGUUUUGCCGCCUGACGACAUAAGAUUUGCAUAAAAAAGUAAACAAACGCGGUUCAUAAAAACGAGAAAUAAAAGCUAAAGAAAACAUCAAAACAAAAUCAGUUCCAUAUAUUGAAAUCCGAAACGUUAAACAUCACUUAUUGAUUAUUGAAUUGAGUGAACAUAAAAUAUGUGAAAAAUAAAGCAAACGAAACGGUGAUCAAAAUAAUGGGAGUACGACCGCAUCGUAAGCGGAUGGAGCUGAUCUUGAUGGUUCUGAUCGGGAUGGCAUGGGGUGUUCUUCUGUCGGCAUUGAUGAAACGGGAUCGCUGGUCCCCGCUCAAGGAGGAAAGCAGUCCCUUUCCAAGCAGUCACAGGAGCAUCCCUAGUCCCGCCAUCACCACAACUCAUCCGCAUCCGGAUAUCCUGCCCGCCCGUCUCUUUAACCAAACACGAGUUCUGUGCAUGGUGAUGACCAGUCCUAAAACCCACCAGAGCCGCGCCAUCCACAUUCAACGUACCUGGGGAACGCGCUGCAACAAACUGAUCUUCAUGAGCACCAAGGCGGAUAAGCAACUGGGUUCCAUUGUCCUCAAUGUGAGGGAGGGCUAUUCGAACUCAUGGCCUAAGACGCGGGCAUCGUUGGAAUAUGUCUAUAAACAUUAUUUCCAUAAGUAUGACUGGUUCCUGAAGGCAGAUGAUGAUACCUAUGUUAUAAUGGAAAAUCUGCGUGCCUUUCUAUACGCCUACAGUCCGAAGACCCCAGUGCUUUUUGGAGAUAAGUUUCAAACGCAUGUUAAAGAGGGUUACACUUCUGGAGGAUCUGAUUAUGUCCUGAGCAAAAUGGCCCUACAUCGACUGAUAAAGCAGGGCUUCAGCAACAGCAGUAUCUGCACAGACCGGAACUACGGCUACGAGGAUGUGGAACUAGGACGAUGUUUAACAGCAGUGGGCGUAGAGACUGGAGAUUCCAAGGAUAAAGACGGAUUGAGCAGAUUUAUCCCCAUCUCACCGCUACACUGGUAUUCGCAGGCGCUGCUCCACAACACGACCCCAGAUAACACCGACGAUUGUUGCUCCAGCACGGCCAUCUCAUUUCACUUCAACAACGCCCUGGAGUUUUACAUGCUGGACUACGUUAUCUACAAGUUAAGAAUAUUUGGCAUAAACAAUGUUCAAGAUCUUUUGCCAUCUAAAAAGUCCAUUUUGGUUACUAAGCAAUCUUUGGGCACUUUUCAGACCAAACAAAUGGAAGUUCACAAAAAUGCUCUUAACAAAAUGGUAUCCGAAAAAAACGACACAAAGCCAAAAGCCGAAACUAAGCCAAAGCCCAAAUCGUAAUCUUUCUAGCACCAAAAUAGCUUAAUAUUGACUGCAAAUGAAAAUGCCAAAGAGUAAGACCAAGAUAUCGUAAUUGAUAAAUCUAAAACUGCUCCUUCAAAUUAGAUUGUAUGCCAAAUCUUUCCAUAUUUAUUCUUAAAUGGAUUGAUAUAGGUUAAGAUAGUAUGUAUUGUCAGCACAAAGCCAUUUUUAAAUACAUGUAUAAGACUCGAUAUUAUAAAGAAAUGUUAAAAUUAAAU
This is a messenger RNA of Drosophila subpulchrella, 2040 nucleotides long. RefSeq names its product glycoprotein-N-acetylgalactosamine 3-beta-galactosyltransferase 1. The record is from RefSeq and is a predicted model, not a curated record. NCBI's taxonomy places the organism in Eukaryota, Metazoa, Arthropoda, Insecta, Diptera, Drosophilidae. Gene Ontology annotation, molecular function: N-acetylgalactosaminide beta-1,3-galactosyltransferase activity. Bases 689 to 1801 code for a protein of 370 amino acids. The transcript is spliced from 5 exons. Gene Ontology annotation, cellular component: membrane.